Messenger RNA from Pseudomyrmex gracilis, 3707 nucleotides. RefSeq names its product coiled-coil domain-containing protein 170. The record is from RefSeq and is a predicted model, not a curated record. Lineage: Eukaryota; Metazoa; Arthropoda; Insecta; Hymenoptera; Formicidae. The transcript is spliced from 15 exons. Bases 399 to 2630 code for a protein of 743 amino acids.
CCGAGUUUGGAAAAUUCCUGUUUUUCUUUCUUGGUUAAUUUUCUUUUUUUAAUCUUAGACGGAAACUUACAUCCCGGGAAUGUGAAAUCAAGGGAAAUCCAACGGAUAACGAGAAAUCGGGUGACCUAUCGUAAAAUUUCGAUUGGUCCCGAGUUUUCCGAGUCACGAAUAUAAAAGAGCCCCGCAGGGCUCUUCGAGUCAGUAAAAGCAAAAUCCUGAUCAGUACGCGAGUAAACGAAGUGCCGGCGAAACAAGUGAUCAAAAGAACAAUUGUGUUUGCAACAAGUGUGGAUCCUGUUUUCUAAUUGGAGCUCACUCGAGACCGCCGCCGCCGCUCUGUUGCUGCUUGCUGCCGCCUAGUACGAGAUUAACAAUAAGUAGUGGAUCCAGACGACGCAAUGACUCACGAUCUAACGACCACUUUGAGAAGCGAGUUGGCGGCUCUCGAGUACAAGCGGGACAGACUAAUGUCUGAGCUACAAGAAAUGAAGAACGUCGUGAGAUCGCGAGAUCAAAGAGUCGUGGAAUUGCAAGUGGAAGCCGAUCAGUUACGCGAACAGGCGGCCAGACAAAAUGCCGUUGUCUUGAGUCUCAAGAAGCGCAUUCAGGAACUGGAAGAAAGAGAGAGAAAUUUAUACGCGUCUCAGGGUAGAAAUGAAAUUACGAUACAAGGUCUGCAACGCGACGUGAAAUAUCACGAGGAAAAGGUCAGGGAAUACGACAAGAAAAUUCGACAAUUGGAGUACAAUAUAUCCGAGGAGAUUCAGUUGAAAGAGCGCGCACGUCUGAAUCUGCAGGAUUUUGUGCGAAGAUUGGCACACGCGGUAAACGUCGAAUAUAGCGAAACGGCGCAUCACAGUCCCGAAAUGGUGAUUCAUAAAGCCGAGGAACUUGUCCAAGAAGUGAAUCGACUGCGAACGAAAAGUACAAACGUUGAGACGCAGUUGACGGGUGUUGAAGUGGACUUCAGAACCUGCAGAGACGCUCUUGAUCGCGCGACCACGGAGAAAGAACAGUUGCAGAGACAGUUGUCUGUUCAGCUAGUUGACAUGGAUCGUCUGCGCCAGGAGAAAGAAUGCCUGGAAAUGCAAUAUCGGGUCGCGGAGAAAGAUAUUAACGAUCUAAGAGAUAAGCUUGUGAAUGCAAACAGAAGCUUAACCAGCGCGACAGGAAACAUAUCAAAUCAAGAGGCGCUGAUCUGCCAAUUACGAGAGGACCUGAAGACUCGCGAGGAGAAAACGCAACGUGUGCACAAUGAAUUGCGUCACCUUCUGGAGUCCUUGGCAAUUCUCGUCAGCACGCCCAGCCGAUUUGUCGAGUCCCACGAGAAUGCGAUCAAGGAUCGCAUUCGGGAAAUCAUAGCGGACAACAAGGAUCAGACGCUGAAAAUACAAAGUCUUCGGGACAAAGUAAAUUCAGCGACGGAGUCGACAAAUCGGCAAAGCGAGUUAGUCGAAUCUACGAUGAUGAAGGUGCGUAGUCUGGAGGAGGAACGCUCCGCUCUUGAGGCUAAAAUACACAAGUUGGAGUCGGAACUUACGAGCAGCGAACUCUCCCGGGAGUCUUUACGCAGAGACAAGCAGACGUUCGUGACAUUUCUGGACCGACUCAGCAAGGCGAUGCAAAUGGACGAAAUCUCUCAGGAAGUCGGAAUCGAUCUUCAGACCGAAUCGUUGUUGGUGCGAGCCGAACAACUGGCCAGAUUGGAAACCGACAAACUAGUCGACAAGUAUUUGUACUCCAGCUAUACGACCCUACCGAGGAUUCAGCGCGAACGAUCGUUCCAAGAGCUUCCUUGUCUCAAAGAAACUUCCGUGGUUUAUCAGUUGCAACGUCGAGUUCGAACCUUGCGGGAGCAAUUGCAGCGCAGAGACUUGCAUCUGGAUCUUCUACGUAGAAAACUGUCUCUGCAGGAGGACAGUGUGAGAAUGAAGUCGCUUUUGCAGAGCGAGCGGGACGAGGCGAACAUACGCGCGAAGAAACUGGCAAAACAGGUUGACCGAUUGCAGGUUCAAUUGUCGGAGGAAAAGUCACGAAGUCGCGAGUUGAGCGCGCAAUUGACGGAAGCCGCGGAUUACAAGAUAGCCGCACUGGAACGCAGCCGGAAAAUUGAGGAACUUCAGAAGCGUCUGGUAGAGAGCGAGAUGUUGAGAACGCGUUACAACAGAAAGUUGACGAUGGCGAAGGAGCAGAUGAGGACCGCCGCGGAGACGGCUGAUCAGGAGAGAUCGAUAAACGAUCAUUCUCUGCAACUUCUUCGCGAUGAACUCGCUCAGGUCAAGCAAAAUCUCUCCGAAGUUACGAGAAGAGAAUCGCAACUGCAGAGCUUCCGCGUCUCCGUGGCGAAGUUAUUGUCGGAGCCAAUCUGCACUCCCGAUUACGAGAUCAUUUCGCGGCUGCAGAAAAUGGUCGCGGCUCAUCGCGACUUUACGAUGCUCUCCCGUAGAUACGACGAGCCUUUGGAAACAAGCCCUUCGAGAUGCACCAGUAUUCAUCCGGUCCAUCCGCCGAGAUCGCCCGGUUCGCGCUGCACUCGUUACGAGGACAGCGGUUUCGCGGACCCGCCGGAUCUUCAUGACAUCGACGACGAUUACAACAAGAGACCCGUGAGGAGCAGCCUUCUUCCGUGACACCGGCCAAGAUUCAAGUUCUAAGUUUCCACGUUUCCGGGGAGAGAUAUAGCGCAACUCGAGUUUUCGAUCUUUUCUCAUGCGAUCAAACGAUGUCGAGGGAAAACGCGCGUUUGUUCGUAAAGCGUUACGUUUAUCUCGCGUAAACGAGCGACUUUUACGAUAUGAAGAGAAUCGUUCGAGUCGUUUUCUCACAUCAUUUUUCGCUUGAGCGAGAAUUUCGGUAUAAUACAGAAUUUUACUGGAAACAAGUAGGAAAAGAUAUCGAACGGUUCAUCGAACUGUGCGAUAACGAAAGAAUGUAGAAAGAAAUCACGGAGGAAAUCGUACAAAUACGCGUGACAUCGCAGUUUCGCGCUAAUUGUUAUCAAGCAUGAGAAAUCCCGGACGGAUCUCGUGGAGAUGAACGCGACACUAGACAUACAUCGUCCCGUCAUGGACAAUAAUUUGUACAUACGUGUUCAGGGAAAAUCGCGUUACAUGGCGCGGAUUUUCAUUACGCGCAAAUAAAAUAAAACUAUUAUAUAUACAAUACGACGGUCCCGAAAAAACUCGCCUGGAUGUGCCACUUGAAACAGGUGAGAGUUAUUAAUAUGCAUCAAGGCUGAAACUACACCGAGAAAGAAUAAUGAAGUGUACGGACCAUGCGCAAAUGACGUCACGAGAAAUCUUGGUUCGCAAGAAGGCCAGUUUGUGAUGAAGAAAUUUGGAACAAACCAAAGACUGAGAAGUUUUAUUUAAUUCUGGGGCCACACACAGAAUGCGGUCUUAUCUUUAUUUAUUCCACAUUUAUUCCAUUUAUAUUUAUGCUUUAUAAAAUCUAAUUUAACUGCCACUUAUUUUAAUUGAACAACAAAAGUGCUUAUGUAAAAGUCUUUGUGCAUAUAUUCACUUUAUCGAAGAAGAUUUAAGUGUUCAUAAAAUUUUCUAUAAAAAUAAAACAUUUUCUCCGUACUUAUUAAUUAAUAUCAUACUAAUUACACGGACCGUCCUAUUUACCUACACUGAUCUUUCAAUCAUAGCUAAUUUCUAAGUGUAUUUAUAUUUUGAAUUUAUUUUAUACGCUCCAUACACUCG